AUGGCUGAAAACACUCCAAAAAAGCAUACCACUGAUGCCCACCUUGACGCAAUACAUGAUCCCGAUCAAGCCGCUUCGACUACGCCUGAAGAUAUCAUUCGCCAAGUCAACGAUCUGAAAGCCAAGAACAUCCACAACCUCGACCAAAGGGUCAACAAGUGGAUCGAAGUCAACAAACAUCUCGCCGAUUGCAACUGCCAUUACCUCCAAGUCACCCAAUACAGGCUCGUCUUCAGCGCUGGCAGCUCUCUCAUUCUCACCCGUCCUGACGGCAGCAUCAAUCACUUCAACACCGAAAAGAUUUUUCUAGCCAUGAAACUACUGGAGUUCGACAGANAGAGAGCUAUCUCACUUCGCGCCUUCUACGAUGCACAGAAAUCAUACUUCGGACUGAUUGAANAAAUGAAGGAGACGGAGAUCGAGAUCCAGCAGUUGCUGGGCAGUAUCGCGAAGGAGGGAGAUGAAGACCAUCCCGAAUUACAAGAAUCGAAAGGAAGAAUCGCUUUGCUGGAGCAAACUCGUACCCAGAUGAUGGAGACCUGGCUCGAGUUGUUGGAAGAGCUUUCCUGA
Aureobasidium musti is the source of this 570-nucleotide messenger RNA. Lineage: Eukaryota; Fungi; Ascomycota; Dothideomycetes; Dothideales; Saccotheciaceae. The record is from the annotation of a GenBank genome assembly.